AGUGGCUUACAGAUUUAGUGCAAAGGUCGAAGCGAAGGCACACUCUCCGGUGAGAGACAAACGGCAUUUGAUAUCGCCCUAUAUACAAUAGAAUGCCUCAUUUCGAAAAUACAACCAUGGCUACCGCUGUUUCCAAGACUCCAUCUACCGUCCCUCCGACUCCGGAGGAGAUUUCGUCCCUUUUCAACACGAUCUUCACCGCAGAGACCUCCCAGCAAUCUCUUGAUGCCUCCUACGCCUUGACCAACUUGCUGAUUCAAAGUGUCGGCAGCCUCGGCUUUCAGAAAUAUGAUGUCUUGUCGCAUGUCAAGAAGGCGGCCAGCGAUAAGAAGAAUGGCGCCCUCCGUGAGAGUGCCAUGCUGAUUCUCGGCGCCCUGUUCGAACGUUUCCCUCGUGAACAUCCUCUGAGCGAAGUUGUAUUCCUCCUUCAAGAUGGCGGCGUUCUUAAUAUUGCCCUGGAUGCGUUGGCCGACAAAGGCGCAGUGGUUCGCGAUGCCGCUCAGUAUGCAAUCGAUGCCUUGUUUGCCUGUCUCAAGCCCGAAGCCAUGGCCAAUGGUCUCCUGCCUGCCCUGUCUGCUUAUCUCAGCCGCGGCACUGGUAAGUGGCAGGGCUUUGUCGGCGCAUACUCCCUGAUAGAGAAGAUGGCCGUCAAGGCGCAGAUGGGUAACGGAACUCUGGAGGAAGAACGUGAGAAGGAUAUACUGCGCGAGGCAAUGGGCAAGACUCUGAAAGACUUGAUUCCUCUGGUGGAGUCCGGCAUGCACGAUCUGAAGGCUGAAGUGGCUAAGCGGGCUUGCAAGGCCAUGAACGCGGUUACCACCCUCUUGUCCAACGAUGAUGUUGCCCCUCGUAUUCCUCUUUUGAUCAAGACCAUGGAGCAGCCGUCCGAGAAGACACUACAGGAUGCCAUCCAUGCCUUGUCGCAAACUACUUUCGUCGCUAUUGUUACCUCGCCCGUCCUGGCCUUGCUCACUCCUUUGCUCGAGCGCUCCUUGAACGCCCCAACAACGCCCCAAGAGACUUUGCGUCGCACUGUCGUGGUCGUGGAAAACUUGACAAAGCUCGUGCAUGAUCCCUCCGAGGCACGUACGUUCUUGCCCAAGCUCAUUCCCGGUGUACAGGCUGUCAAGGACCGUGCUUCCUUGCCGGAAGUCCGAGAGCUUGCCACCCGCGCAUUGAACGUAAUGGAGAAGGCCAUGAGCGACAGCAAUGUUCACGCUGGAUCUGUCACCAAGACCACUCCGGAUGAGGUUCUCGCCGUCUUGAAUGCCCAGAUCCAGGCCAACGGCGGCCUUGCUGUGCCCGAGGCGCAUACACUUUUCGAGCUCGGUAAGACGUACAUCGCAGAGAUGGUUCGUGAGGAUGUGAACUGCCGCAUGCACGACCGUAUCCCUGUCUGUGUCGCGCCCUACCUGCGUGGUUUGCUCCCGGAGGAUACACAUGAGGCUGUCGCCUCCGCUCUCCAGGCACAUUUUAUCGAGGAAGAUCACCGCAAGUUUGGUAAGCCCGAACCCGACGAUCCCAAUGAGGUCGAGAUUGUCAACGCCAACUUCUCCCUUGCCUACGGUGGAAUGCUUCUUCUCAACCACACCAACCUCCGUUUGCUGAAAGGUCACCGUUAUGGUCUUUGUGGUCGCAAUGGAGCUGGCAAGUCCACUCUCAUGCGCAGUAUCGCCAACGAAAAGCUGGAGGGCUUCCCCCCGCAGGAUGUUGUUCGAACCUGCUUUGUGGAGCAUAACCAGGGUGAGGAUGCUGACCUGAGCAUCAUCGAAUACGUCUCCAAGGAUCCCAAGAUCGCGGAGGCUGGCCAAGAGCAUAUCAGCCAGGUGCUUCUCGAAUUCGGCUUCACGGAUGGCCCAGAGGGCCGCCAGUCGCAGCGUGUUGGGUCGCUGUCGGGUGGUUGGAAGAUGAAGCUUGCGUUGGCCCGUGCCAUGCUCAUGAAGGCGGAUGUUCUACUCCUGGACGAACCCACUAACCACUUGGACGUUGCCAAUGUGAAGUGGUUGCAAGAAUACCUCAAGAAGCACACUGAUAUCACCAGUUUGAUUGUCAGUCACGACUCCGGAUUCUUGGACGAAGUCUGCACGGAUAUUUACCACUACGAAAGCAAGAAGCUGGUCUGCUACAAGGGUAAUCUGGCUGCUUUCGUCAAGCAGAAGCCCGAGGCAAAGAGCUACUACACUUUGUCCGCCAGCGCUGUUCAGUUCAAGUUCCCUCCCCCUGGUAUUCUGUCCGGUAUCAAGUCCCAGACCCGUGCCAUCCUCCGGAUGACCAACUGUUCCUACACCUAUCCCGGUGCCUCCAAGCCAUCCCUGACCGACGCAUCGCUCACCCUGACGCUGUCGUCCCGUGUGGCUAUCAUCGGAGGAAAUGGUGCUGGUAAAUCUACUUUCAUCAAGAUGCUCACAGGAGAGACAAUUCCCCAAACCGGCAAAGUUGAGAAACACCCCAACCUUCGUAUCGGUUAUAUCAAGCAGCACGCUCUCGAGCACGUGGAGAUGCAUCUGGAGAAGACCCCUAGCCAGUACCUCCAGUGGCGUUAUGCCAACGGUGACGACCGCGAAGUCUACUUGAAGCAGACCCGUGUUCUCACCGAAGAGGAUAAGGCUCAGCUGGAGAAGCCGGUCGACCUCAAGGAUGGCAGGGGUCCCCGUCGCAUCGAGGCCCUUAUGGGUCGGCAAAAGUGGAAGAAGUCGUUCCAGUACGAAGUUAAAUGGAUUGGUCUCCUUCCCAAGCACAACACCAUGAUUUCUCGUGAGACCCUGCUUGAACUUGGAUUCUUCAAGCUGGUUCAGGAAUUUGAUGAUCACGAGGCUUCUCGCGAAGGUCUUGGGUUCAGAAACUUGGAACCUCCUGAGAUCUCGAAGCACUUCGAGGAUGUUGGCUUGGAUCCUGAGAUCGCCAAUCACAACCAAAUCUCUGGUCUCUCUGGUGGUCAAAAGGUCAAGGUUGUGUUGGCCGGAGCCAUGUGGAACAACCCCCACUUGCUCGUGCUGGACGAACCCACUAACUUCUUGGACCGUGACUCUUUGGGUGGUUUGGCUGUGGCCAUCCGUGACUUCAAGGGUGGUGUGGUCAUGAUUUCUCACAACGAGGAGUUUGUGGGCGCGCUCUGCCCCGAGCAGCUUCAUGUCGCUGAUGGACGCAUUGUUGCCCGUACCAACACGGGCGUGUCGCUCGAUCGGUUUGAAGACAGUGCGGCCAAUUCUCCCCAGGCCGGCACCGCCGUCAACUCCACCGCCACCAGCGCGGCCGCUUCUGCUGCUGCUUCGGCCGUGAACUCUGGCGCUGAAGAACAGGGCGAACUCAAGUUCAAGGCGAGGAAGAAGAAGAAGAUGACCCGUGCCCAGCUGAAAGAACGGGAGACUCGUCGUCGUCUCCGCCAUCUUGAGUGGCUCAAUAGCCCUAAGGGUACCCCCAAGCCUCCGGAUACUGACGACGAGGCUUAGUAAAUAUUUUAUGUUUAUACUUAUUUUCUGGACUCUGUUUGCUGCAUGAGCAGCAUGACGAUUUGCCUGUUUUGGUCAUUACGAUAGACGGCUCGGCGUUUGUUUUUGUUCUUGCUCGAUAUAUUCCGGCGGUUUGCUUUUCAUAGAUGACGAACUAUCCUACUUAGAAAAGUCAGAGAUCUUUUCAGCAAUCGACAUAAUCGCACCGUGGUCUAUGUCUAUGUACUCUAUAUGUGGGAAAUCCUAGCUUUUCCCACGUUUUUUUUGGUAACGCGAAGCAUUGCCGUUUGCCCAACUCUCGGCUGUAGUCACUAUACUUAUAUCGCACUGAUUUAUUGAGGACACUGAACUAUAGACCCUGGAAGAUUUAUUGAGAUCGUACUAAAAUAUUGACAUUGUUUGACGUGAACCAGUGUAAGUUUACUACAGGUUGAUGGUCCAAAUACAGAGUUAGGGCAAACACGACGGAAUGCCUAGCCUCACCCAUGUACGUCUUUGACGCUCCAGCGAGUUUUCAAG
Molecule: messenger RNA, 3968 nt
Organism: Aspergillus pseudonomiae
Lineage: Eukaryota; Fungi; Ascomycota; Eurotiomycetes; Eurotiales; Aspergillaceae
Product: putative mRNA-nucleus export ATPase (Elf1)
Exons: 2
Coding region: 93-3449 (1118 amino acids)
Molecular function (GO): ATP hydrolysis activity; ATP binding
Source: RefSeq, a predicted model, not a curated record